Messenger RNA from Notothenia coriiceps (black rockcod), 593 nucleotides. RefSeq names its product D(4) dopamine receptor-like. The annotation marks the transcript as partial. The record is from RefSeq and is a predicted model, not a curated record. Gene Ontology annotation, molecular function: dopamine neurotransmitter receptor activity, coupled via Gi/Go; G protein-coupled receptor activity. Gene Ontology annotation, cellular component: plasma membrane. NCBI's taxonomy places the organism in Eukaryota, Metazoa, Chordata, Actinopteri, Perciformes, Nototheniidae. The transcript has 2 exons. Gene Ontology annotation, biological process: phospholipase C-activating dopamine receptor signaling pathway; negative regulation of adenylate cyclase activity; negative regulation of cytosolic calcium ion concentration.
GUUCAUCGCUGUAGUCAUCCCUCUGAACUACAACAGGAAGCACGUGGACAUGCGUCAGACGGUGCUGCUGUCGGCCACCUGGGUCGUGGCGCUGGCCGUGGCGUCGCCCGUCGUGUUCGGCAUCAACAACGUGCCGGGCCGCGACCCCACCGAGUGCAAACUGGAGAACGACGACUACGUGCUGUACUCGUCCGUGUGCUCCUUCUUCAUCCCGUGUCCCAUCAUGCUGCUGCUGUACUGCGGCAUGUUUCGAGGCCUGAGGCGAUGGGAAGAAGCUCGGAGAGCCAAACUCAAGAACAGUAUUCUGGACUGCCGGAAGCUUCAAGAAGCGGCCGCCGCGCUGCCGGCGCUCGCCGCUCUGCCGCCAUUACUGCCGCCCGUCAUCAGAGAGAGGGAGCUGAUGGAGAGUCCGGAGCAGCCGUCCACCUUCAAGUCCUCCGAAAAGCCCUUCAAGUCCUCGGAGUUAAAGGGCGGCCCCGUGCCCACCGUCAGCUUCUCAGAGAUCAAGUACAACCAGGAGCCUCGCCGGAGAAAAACGGCUAAGAUCAACAACCGGGAGAGGAAGGCCAUGAAGGUGCUUCCUGUCGUUGUAG